Molecule: messenger RNA, 861 nt
Organism: Uloborus diversus
Lineage: Eukaryota; Metazoa; Arthropoda; Arachnida; Araneae; Uloboridae
Product: keratin-associated protein 6-2-like
Exons: 2
Coding region: 99-653 (184 amino acids)
Source: RefSeq, a predicted model, not a curated record
CUAGAAUAUAAAUAAGCAAUGGUUGAAAACUAAGACAUUCGACCCAAGCGAGCAAAUUAACAAACAUCUCGUACGUUCCUGCACCACUGAGUCUGAAGAUGAACGCAAAAUUGGUCACCGUUCUUUUACUUGCCCUGUUCGUUGGAGUUGCCAUUGGAGGAAAGUACGGUGGACGCCAACAGGAUGGAUCCAAAGGAAAUGACUCUAGUUCUAGAUCUGGUGGAGGUUCAGGAAACGAUUCAACUUCGGGUGGAGUGGACGGAAGACAACAAGGAGUAAGCAGCGGGUCUGGCAGCGGACAAGGGUCAGGAUUUGGUAGCGGUCAAGGAUCCGGGUUUGGUAGUGGCCAAGGAUCAGGCUUUGGUAGUGGUCAAGGAUCUGGAUUUGGUAGUGGUCAAGGAUCUGGAUUUGGUACCGGCCAAGGAUCAGGAUUUGGUCAAGGGUCAGGAGCAGGAAACGGAGCAGGGGCAGGAGCCGGAAGUGGAGCAGGAUCAAGAGCAGGAUCAGGAGCUGGAACUGGAGCAGGAACUGGUGCAGGUUCAGGUGCAGGUUCAGGAGCAGGAACUGGAGCAGGAUCAGGAGCAGGAACAGGUUCAGGAGCAGGAAGUGGAGCUGGUUCAGGAACAGGUGCAGGAGCUGGAACCGGAUUUUGAGCAUGAUCAGAACUCUGAAGCGGUUCAGUAAAUGCAUUUGGAGACUCAAGCAACUGCAUUUCUUCGAGAUGUCAUCGUGAAUGUACAAAAAAGAAAUAUGUUCUCUUAACUAGAAACCUUUUAAAUGUGAGCAAAAUUAAGUUGCUCAAGCUAUGGUGUUCAUGUUUCUUUAGUUAAGUAAACUUUUUAAAAUAAAAUUUGAAAACGA